Mesorhabditis belari is the source of this 405-nucleotide messenger RNA. NCBI's taxonomy places the organism in Eukaryota, Metazoa, Nematoda, Chromadorea, Rhabditida, Rhabditidae. The record is from the annotation of a GenBank genome assembly.
AUGCAUCGUCUCCUCAUCACCCUUUCGAGUGUCGCCAUCGCCGUGGUCUUCUCGACGAGCAGCUGCCCGGAUCUCGCUGUGAUGUGCCCAAAGAAUACGAUGAUGUGCGGCAACAAUAUGUACGGAGCGCUGAUGAAAGUCUACUGUGUCGAGAGUUGCGGAUUCGCAUGCGAUUCAAACUAUCGCGGUUGUGCCGAUGCACCCGGCGCCACGUGCAGCUCGUCGGCUUGCACGCCAACUGAUCCAACCGGCCAUUACAAUAUGGUCGUCAACUGUUCGCUUACUUGUGGAAAUUGUCAGCCAGGUUCAAAGGUUGCCCAUAUCAACCAACGCCGAUCCGUGAGCGAACCGAUGUCAAGCGAACCCACUGGAGCUCCCACCGGCUCUUCUCCAAGACCAAUGGAA